Molecule: messenger RNA, 1036 nt
Organism: Thlaspi arvense
Lineage: Eukaryota; Viridiplantae; Streptophyta; Magnoliopsida; Brassicales; Brassicaceae
Source: the annotation of a GenBank genome assembly
AAAUCUUCCCUCCUCCAUGGCUUCAUCGCUUGCAAUAUCUUUCAACAGUUCUAAAUGGAACCCACAGAGUCUCUCUUCAGUAUUCUUCCCCACAAUUCAUCCAAACAAAACCCUAAGCUUCCCUCUUCAUCCAUUCAAACCCAAUUCUUUAAACAUAUACUGUUCACCAUCCUUGCCCACAUCUAGCUAUUUAAUCCCAGACCUGGACAAAACUCAAGAAAAAGAAGAAGAUGAAAGUGAUGAGAGGCCUCUUCACCAAACGUGGAGACAAAUCCAAGGCUGCCACGACUGGCAAGGCCUCCUGGACCCGACAAUCCACCCCAACCUCCGUCGAGAAAUUAUCCGCUACGGCGAGUUUGCGCAGUCCUGCUAUGACUCCUUCGACUUCGACCCCCACUCCAAGUACUGCGGCACUUGCAAUAUUUCAUUUUCGUUUUCAUUUUACGGAAAAGGAGCAAAAAUUCCGAUCACUGUUUUCUCAUUUUCUGGGCCCCGAGUGGGUAAUCUCAAGUUCAAGGAGCGUUGUGAUAAGCUAGGAGUGAAGGUGCUGAGGGUAAUCAAUGUGCACGACAAAGUGCCCACGGUGCCGGGUAUUUUGGCAAAUGAGAAGUUCUGGUGCCAGAAGUAUCUGGAGGAAGCAAUGUCUUUUCCUUGGAGUUACGCACAUGUUGGCGUUGAGCUGGCUCUGGAUCACACCCAUUCGCCAUUUCUCAAGGACACCAAAGACAUCAUAUGUUCCCACAAUCUGGAGGCUCAUUUGCACCUCCUCGACGGCUACAACGGCCGUGGCUCGACUUUUGAGUCGGUGACACAGAGGGAUAUAGCACUGGUUAACAAGAGCAGUAACUUCUUGAGGGAGGAGUUUGGGUGCCUGCCUACUGGUGGCAGGAGGAGAACAAGGGGAUGGUUUUUUAGAGAGAGGGAUGGGCGGUGGGUUGUGCCGGAGAGGGCUGUCGUGGAGGCCCCACCGCCGGACACCGCCCACCACUUUCAAGAGGUGAUGCUUCAGCUUGCACAGUCCUCUCUAAAAGCACUU